Messenger RNA from Nasonia vitripennis (jewel wasp), 3965 nucleotides. It is a transcript of the gene tkv, whose product is annotated as bone morphogenetic protein receptor type-1B. The transcript is spliced from 4 exons. Gene Ontology annotation, biological process: cellular response to growth factor stimulus; protein phosphorylation; dorsal/ventral pattern formation. Gene Ontology annotation, molecular function: SMAD binding; transforming growth factor beta receptor activity, type I; ATP binding. The record is from RefSeq and is a predicted model, not a curated record. The coding region runs from base 613 to 2154 and encodes 513 amino acids. NCBI's taxonomy places the organism in Eukaryota, Metazoa, Arthropoda, Insecta, Hymenoptera, Pteromalidae. Gene Ontology annotation, cellular component: signaling receptor complex; plasma membrane.
AGGAGGAGGAGGAAAAGUGGUGGGGGGUCAGCUCGCACGCACACACAGUGUCCGCCGCGACUCGGCUCGGCAGUUCUCUCGCUCGGCUCGGUGCGGCCAGUCGUGUGUGUUCGUAUCUGUACAGCUCCAUCCGUCGCAGCAGCAGCAGCAGCAGCAGCUCUCGUUUCCCGUCUGGUUGUCCAAGGGGAGAAACAUCAUCGCACCCGCGCACCCACAUCGAGUACACCAUUGAGGAAUACAGCAGUCGAGAACUCGCAGGACACGCACACAUGUGCGGCGCGAAGGAGAAGCAAGAAGAGGCCGCGCAUGGCGAAGAAAAGAACGACGAUGGAGAGCAGCCUCCGCUAGACCUAGUGCUCUGAGGAGACAGAGCGAGAGAGAGAGAGAGAGAGAGAGAGAGAAAGAGCAGCGCAGUAUAUAUAUAUAUAGAUACGCCACUCGUCUGCCGUGUAUGUGUGCGUGAGAGUGCAGUGCAAGAGAGACAGAGAGAAAGAGCGCGAGAUAUACAUCCGCCAAUAGGUUGUGCAGCAGGAGCUUACAUAUAGCCACUACAUACUUACUCUCUCGGCAGCGCGCCGUGCAGAGAUCUCGAGAGCGCGAGAGCCUCAGAAAAUGGCUGCGCUCUUGGCUGGGCAGAGUCGUCGCGCCCGUCGGACGAGCCUCUGGCUGGGUUGCUGCAUCGUCUUCCUCGCCUGCAGAACUAUCGCCGUCUCGGCGAUAACCUGCUACUGCGACGGCCACUGUCCCGACGGUCGUCAGAACGGCACGUGCGAGACGCGACCCGGCGGCCACUGCUUCAGCGCCGUCGAGAAGGUCUACGAUGCCGACUCGGACGAGAACGUGCCCGAGUGGUCGUUCGGCUGUCUGCCGCCCGACGAGCAGGGCUUCAUGCAGUGCAAGGGCAACCUGGUACCCCACAUCCAGGAGAAGAACAUCGUCUGCUGCAACAACACCGAUCUCUGUAACAAGGACGUCUUCCCCAUGUACAAGUCGAAGCCGACGGUGCCGCCGGAUCCAAGAGCUCUGCCCUCCGGUGUCCCGCUCAUCAUCCUGGCGGUCUCGCUCUCCGUCCUCCUGAUCGUCUUCAGCGUCUCGAUGGUACUUAUCUACCAUCGCUACCGCAGGAAGGAACGGGGACCUUGUCUCGUCUCGUCCCAGGGUACGCUCAAGGACCUCAUCGACCAAAGCAGCGGAUCCGGAUCCGGACUGCCCCUGCUCGUGCAGAGAACCAUCGCCAAGCAGCUGGCUCUCUCGCAGUGCGUCGGCAAGGGCAGGUACGGUGAGGUCUGGCUGGCCAGGUGGCGUGGCGAGAAGGUCGCCGUCAAGGUCUUCUUCACGCUCGAGGAAGCCUCCUGGUUCAGGGAGACGGAGAUUUACCAGACCGUCAUGAUGAGGCACGACAAUAUUCUCGGAUUUAUCGCCGCUGAUAUCAAGGGCACGGGAUCCUGGACGCAGAUGUUGCUCAUCACCGACUACCACGAGAGGGGAUCGCUGCACGACUAUCUGCAGACCUCUGUUCUCGACCAUCCCUCGCUGCUCGCGAUAUGCCUGUCCAUCGCGUCGGGAGUGGUGCACCUGCACACCGAGAUCUUCGGCACCAAGGGCAAACCCGCCAUCGCGCACAGAGACAUCAAGAGCAAGAACAUACUGGUCAAGCGCAACGGCGAGUGCGCCAUCGCUGACUUCGGCCUGGCUGUGCGCUACCUGAGCGACACCGGAGAGAUCGACAUCGCGCCCAACACGCGAGUGGGUACUCGCAGGUACAUGGCGCCCGAGGUUCUUGACGAGUCCCUCAACACAUCCUCGUUCGACGCUUUCAAGAUGGCCGACAUGUACUCGGUCGGCCUCGUCCUCUGGGAAGUCUGCAGAAGGUGCGCAUCCGGUGGCAAAGUUUCCACGGCGGAGCCCUACGCCCUGCCCUAUCACGACGUCGUGCCUAGCGAUCCUGACUUCGAAGAGAUGAGAUUCGCGGUCUGCGUCAAGAGGAUACGCCCGGUCAUACCGACCAGAUGGGAAAAUGAUCCGAUCCUCUUCACACUGAGCAAGCUGAUGACCGAAUGCUGGCACACGAAUCCAGCCGUUCGCCUGACGGCUCUCCGAGUCAAAAAGACAAUGUCAAAGUUGCACAUCGAUAACGCCAUCAAGAUCGUGUAGUGAUUUUAACCGAGUUUAGCCGUUAAAACUGUUAUCACUUUUUCUCCUCUCUCCUAGUUGUGAACUCUGUGUCACAUACGUGUCCCGUGUAAAUAGUAUCCCACCCCCGUGUCCAGUAUAUCCCCUUGUGUACAUAGCAUUAGGUAAUUGCAGACUGCAGCCGAAGACUGAUGAUGAGAACUGAAAUUUAUAAUAACGCGAAACAAAAAAGCAGAUGAGUGCUGGACAAAUGAUGACGAUGAUUAUCUCAGUGUGAUUCCCCGAGAGCGAGUGCGUGCGCGACGUGCAAUUAUCGAGUAAUACUAUUAUAUAUAUAUAUAUACUAUGUUAUAACUAUAAAUGUACGAAGAAAUAUGCGAGACGACAGCGUUGUACUUUUUUUCUUAGGUUUUGGACUAACCGGGCCAAAGACUUACGUCGACGUGAGUUGUAACGAGCUCUUCGAGGUUUAUCCUGCAAUAAAAACUACUGGCUUCUACUUAUUAACGAUUCUGUAAAAAAGCGAGUACAUUAAUGUUGGAAGGCUUUUAAUCAAAACUAGAAUGUAACUUUUUAACAACGCUACAGCAGACAACUUCUUUUUGUAACUCGUUACUUACCAGUCAAUUUUGAGACGAGAGAUUUUAUUAGCUCCACGGUGUGAAUCGCUACAAAGUGUUCAGAACGUUUGACAAUAUUUUGCGCACGAAUACGUAAUUUUAUAUGUAUCACAAGAAAUCAAGGACAUACAUCAAAAUUCUGAAUUCGUUGGAGAUAAUACAAAAUUCAUAGAGAUAAUGUAUUACCAAAGUAAAUUUUACGAUUCACGCUAGUUUUGCUUUUGGAUUCACCUCGGCGCUGAAAACAUCGAUACGUUCAUUUUUCGUCACUAGUUUAUAGUAUACUAAGAGGAAACGCCAUUGCAGGAUGUUCACGAUUGACAUAAACGCGAAAGUUUUCAUAAAUGUAUGUAGCUUCGUAUACAGAGAUUUGCUUGAGAAGUUUGAUAAUUACUUUACAUGAUGUACAUCUUAAUUGUGCCGUGGACCAUGCCAUGUUUUGAGACUGAUCACGAUAUACAAAUAUUUUUUGUAAUAUUUAUAAGCGAAAAAAUUUCCUAUGUUUCAAGACGCGCAAGAGCGAGAAAGAAACGAAGCGACGAAAACCAGAAAAAAUAGAAGCAAACGAUGUCUAUAUCUUUGUCAAGUUCUAACGGCCUCCGAGCGGCUCUGUGUAACGCAAACUACGCUGUACAAUUUAAUCCUUGUAACUCUGUACAGAUGCGAAAUACCUUAACGUUUUUUUUUUUUAGAAUUAUAUCGAAUAAGAAAGUGAGCGAGAGCGAAUUUGUAUAGCGAGAGUGUAUGAUUGACGGUUUUAGGCAAACGAUUAGCGAUUCCAGGCAAAUCAUUCUUAUCGAACGGCAGGAUAUGCCGAUAUCAACGAUCACUGAUCUGACCUCUUUUUGGUACAAACGAGCAACGAUUCGGCAUAUCUUUGUGAUACUUAUCAAACUCAAAAGAGAGACGGCAAUGCUGCAUCAGACGAAGAAAGUAAAAAAAUCAAGCUACCUAAAAAUAAUAAAACUGGGCUCUCGGUCGCGAGCCAAAAAUCGGCGUGUUUAUCGUUAUUAUAGUAUGAUAAAUGCUUUUUGCACUGCGCUGCAAAUCAGCGGAGCCAUUGUUAAAUACUAUUCUAUAGCUCUUCAAUGCGAAGAUCGAUUGUAAUUAUUAUAAAUAUGUAUUGUAAACGACGGGCUAAAAAAACGAUCGAAAGUAUGAAAUUUAUAUUUUUAACGAAUUAUUAAACAAAUAUAAACUUUUCCAAACGAA